This is a messenger RNA of Manihot esculenta (cassava), 1761 nucleotides long. RefSeq names its product polygalacturonase-like. The coding region runs from base 1 to 1101 and encodes 366 amino acids. The transcript is spliced from 3 exons. Gene Ontology annotation, biological process: carbohydrate metabolic process. The record is from RefSeq and is a predicted model, not a curated record. Gene Ontology annotation, molecular function: polygalacturonase activity. NCBI's taxonomy places the organism in Eukaryota, Viridiplantae, Streptophyta, Magnoliopsida, Malpighiales, Euphorbiaceae.
AUGGGUUCCAAGGUACAUGUGUGCGCAGCAUAUUUGGUGUUACUGUUCGCCUUUACCAGCGGAGCUCAGCCCAAUACCUUUGAUGUCACAAAAUAUGGUGCGAAGGAGGGGUCGGAUAUCACUAAGGCUUUACUGAGUGCGUGGAAGGGGGCUUGUGGAGCAGCGGGUUCCGGCAAAGUCGUGAUACCAAAAGGGAAGUACUCAUUAGGCGUGGUGGAUUUGCUAGGCCCUUGCAAGGGUGCCAUGCAUCUUCAAGUGGAAGGAACGUUGGUGGCGCCAGCAAAAGCUAGCCAGCACCGCAAGAAUAGCUGGGUUACAUUGAGAUACCUGGACCGAUUAACGGUAUUCGGUGGUGGGGCCUUCGACGGACAAGGAGAAAUUGCUUGGCAGCGGGAGAGCUGUGGCGGCGGAUGCAAGAAAGCACUUCCAGUUCUACGUUUUCUCUGCGUAACUGUUCUAUCAAAACUGUAUCAGAACCUAAGGUUUGACUUCGUCACCAACAGCAUAGUCGAGGACGUGACAUCCAUAGAUAGCAAGCAGUUCCACGUCAAUCUCCUCGGCAGCAAAAACCUUACCUUCCAGCGAUUUUCGGUGAAAGCGCCGGGGCAUAGUCCCAACACGGAUGGAAUUCACAUUGGACGGUCGGAGGAGAUCAACAUUAUUGAUUCAAACAUUAUGACCGGUGAUGAUUGCAUCUCCAUUGGCCGGGGGAGCAGGCAAGUACAAAUCACAAACGUAAGGUGCGGACACGGGCAUGGCAUUAGUAUUGGAAGUUUAGGAAAGUACGAGAAGGAAGAACCUGUGUCUGGAAUUUAUGUGAAGAAUUGCACAAUAUACGACACCGACAAUGGCGUGAGAAUUAAGACUUGGCCCGCAUUGCAUGGUGGCAGUGUGUCGAAUAUCCAGUUCGAGGAUAUCGUCAUGCAAAACGUCAGCAAUCCCAUCAUUAUAGAUCAAAUGUACUGCCCGCAUAACGAAUGCAAUCGCAAGGUAACUUUUCAAUUUUUAUUUUUUCACAACAAGAAGGAGAAUUUAUAUAUAUGGGUGUGUUACAAUUAUGCUAAAAUAUUGCGACUUUUUGCAGAUGCCAUCAAAAGUUAAAAUAAGCGACGUCAUCUUCAAGAAUAUUCGAGGAUCGUCAAGAACGCCCACAGCCGUUCAAUUGACAUGCAGCAGCAGCGUACCAUGCAAGAACGUUGAACUUUCUAACGUUAACCUCCAGUACACCGGAUCUAAGGGUCCUGCAAAAUCUAUUUGUACAAAUGUUAAGCCUAAGAUUAUAGGAAAGUUGAUUCCGAGAGGAUGUUAAUGCACUCACUUGUUGAUUCUUAAUUUAAACGGAGAAUGUUUCUCAUUUGUCUGACGCACAGUAUAGUAAUUUUACAAGACUAUCAUUACACUUUUUAAAUUUAAAUGAACAUAGUCAGAUAUGAUUUCAAUUUAGCUCUAUCCAAAAUAGAAAAUCAAUUUAAAAAAUUUACCUAUUAAACAAUGUGCUUCAUUUUACUUAAACAAAUAUAAAAGCUCACCAAUUACUGAAUAUAUCAAUUGAUAUUAAAAGAUAUAUUAAAAGAAAAUCAAUUGAUAUUAAAUACUAUAUAAAUACUUCUUUAAGUCCUCUAUUUCUAUUUGAAAAGUUAAUCAACAUAUAAAACUUGGAAUGCAAGAUGAAAUAAUAAAAGAUAUAUUAUUGAAUGAACUUAGUAAUUUAAUAGUGUCAAAAUUCAAAAUUAAAACGCGCUGUAAAUUAUGUUGCGGUGU